CUGAGCUAAAAUCCCAAAACCCCGAUCUCUUGCUUUUGAUGGCCAAGACAGAGGUCCAAGCACUGAGUACUAACUUCAUUUUUGAUUAUGGACUCUUGUCAGCACCAUAGUGGCUUCCUUUCCAUCCACUGGAGAACCUGCUGGAAGAGAGAGCUCUUAGAAGGUGAUUGAGUUCACCUUGUUCUUCAGAGUCCUUCGUGAUCCUUCCUGCCUUGCCUGUCUUUUGUAUUCCUUUUCCUUCUGUGCCUUACACUUUUCCACCUGCUGUGGUAAUUCUCACCAGGGACUAAAGUACAAGACCAGGUUGUGUGUUGCAUCAUUCUAAGUGGCCAAAAAUCAAAAUAGGAUACCAUAAACUUCUAACGCAGAAAAGCCAGCUAACCUUGUCCUUAGAAUAAGCAUUCGCCUGCAUCUCCACCCAAUGGCUGAUUGAUCUGUGUGGUAUAAGAGUGCUGUUUUUGUGAGAAAAGUGCUCACUGCCAUUUUUGCGUGUGCAAACAUGAGAGCUUGGAGGACAGAGGAACUGUCAUCUUUCAAAAUCUGAAAAUAAAAAAAUAAAAUAAAAAAUAAUAGAUCUGAACAGAAAUACCCUGGGAAGCUUUAUUUGUAAAACUCCUACAGAUGAGCAGAAAGGUCUCACUGUAUUCUUUUCAUCCCUUCUGGCAGGGAGAAGAAACAUUGUUGCAUAGUGUAGAGCAUUUAUGAAACACUGUUAAAUGUCAGAGAGGACAGCGGACACACCCCCACACCCCCCAAUAUACUCUCCCUGGAGACAGAGUCUUAUUACACAUCCCUGGCCAUCCUGGAACUCACUAUGUAGACCAGGCUGGCCUCGAACUCCCAGAACUUGGGCUGCUUCUGCCUCCAGAGUGCUGGGGCUAAAGGUGUGCACCACUAUGCCCACUGUAAAAAUCAAAGAGAUUAAUUAUUGCCAGGUUAUGGUUCUAAAAGAACGGAUAGGGUGGAGAAGUUGCUCAGCAGUUAAGAGUGCUUGCUGCCCCUCCAGAGAACCUGAGUUUGCCUCCUGGUUUCCACUUUGUCCAGGUCACAACCAGUUUUGUGUGUCUUUAGCUCCAGGUGUCUGAUGCCCUCUGAUGGGGAAGGGGAGUACACAUACACAACUAAUCUUUAAAGGACCCUUCUGUUGAAAUUUAUCUUUUCUGCUUUCUUUGGUAAUGGCGUACAGAUCUACUGGUGUGAUAAAAUCCUAGAGAAUCAGACAAUAAGUCAAUGCUGAGAGUUAUGUUUAGGGUGAGUAGAUUACUUCUGGACCACAUGGAGGAGGACCUAGUUUUUGCUAUUUGCAGUAGAGGAAGCCAAGAGAGGAGUACACAGUCAGUCUCUGCAUUGUUUGCAGUUUGAGAUGGAACUCUCAUAGUCUAGCUGGCCUCAGGUUCCUCAUUUUCCUUUGUCUUCCCCGCCUAGUGCUGGCCACUGCCCACUACCAAACUGUGAAUCCAAAAUACGAAACCCGGCCUCCCUGUACACUUGGCAAGCAUUCUACCAACUGAGCCCUAAUAGACACACAGACACAGAAAAGCUAAGAUCAGGUGGACUGGGUGCUCUGGGGGGGAGUAGCAGCAUCUCAAAAGCUCAGUGUACUAUAUACAGUUUAAUAUAUUCAGAGAGGCACUAUACACAGGAAGGUACACAUGCAUAUAUGUAUGUACGUACAUGUGCACAUGCACACAUACGUGCAUACAUAUGUGCAUACAUAUAUACAGCUGAAUCAGGGAGGCAGGUUAUACAGCUGAAUGCCAAGGAAGCUGUCUUAGCUAAUCUUGCUGGGGAACAGACCUUGGGCUGUAAACCCGAUGGAUAUUUGGGGCAUUUCUGCAUACACUAUCAAGAUCUCUGUGGACCAGAGGAAAGCUGGGGAGCUUUGCAGUCCCCUCUUACCUCACUAGUGGUAAGGUGUGGGCGCUUCAACAUUUUCCAUGAGCCUGAGGCUAUGUGGCCAGUGAAUGUCAACACACAUUUCCCUGAGGACCCCACAUACUCAAGGCUUCCCCUUGACUCCAUACUCCUGGCAUCUGUUCCCUUCUAGUACACUUACUUGCUCACUGUGGGACACUGUCAGGGAGUCAUGGAGAUGCUUCAGUGGGUGAAGAAGGUAUUUGCUCUCAAGCCUUGCCUGAGUUUAUUUGAUCCUGAGUCCCACACAGUGAGAAGAAAAAGAUCAACUCAAGUCUGUCUCUGAACUAUUCGUGUACUUGGCAAGGCCUGUAUACCACCCCCACACAGGAGUGAGUGAGAGAGAGAGAGAGAGAGAGAGAGAGAGAGAGUGUGUGUGUGUGUGUGUGUGUGUGUGUGUGUGAGAGAGAGAGAGAGAGAGAGAGAGAGAGAGAGAGAGAGAGAGACCUUUUCCUUGCUUCUUAGGCCUGAGGACUUAAUAAUUUACAAAAUUUGGAGUCAUUGAUAUUUGCAGAGAAGUUUCAGAGUUGUUAGAAGGAAUUCCCUUUAUCCCUUACGUUGCUCUUCCUUAGGUUAAACUCUCCAUCAAUUCACAGAUGAAGAAUUGACCUUACUAUCUACAGCUCUGCUCACCAGACUUAAAGCUGUGUUUGUGGCCUCACUAGUGUUCCCAUAAAUAUCCUCGUACUGCUACGUCUUCACUUUAUCUUGUCUCAGUUGAUAAAGUUGUUGGCUUUUUUUGUCCUUAAAAACAAGAAUUUUGCAGGAUGCUUUAAAAAAAAAAAAGAAUGUUGGGGUGUACAGCUCCUGGGGAUUCUAUGCAUUCACUCCGCUGUGGACGACAGAACCUUCCCUCUCUAGCCCCCUAGACUCGCUGGGCUACAGAGCCAUGAGACAUGGCUGGGAACUACAGGCUUGGGCAAGAAGCUGGAGAUACAGAUGACCCACCAAGAAUUACUCAGAACCCCGUCAUCAAUGGAAAUGUAGCCCUGAGUGAUGGGCACAGCAACGCAGAGGAGGACAUGGAGGACGACACCAGUUGGCGCUCCGAGGCAACCUUUCAGUUCACUGUCGAGCGCUUCAGCAGACUGAGUGAGUCGGUCCUUAGCCCUCCGUGUUUUGUGCGAAAUCUGCCAUGGAAGAUUAUGGUGAUGCCACGCUUUUAUCCAGACAGACCACACCAAAAAAGCGUAGGAUUCUUUCUCCAGUGCAAUGCUGAAUCUGACUCCACGUCGUGGUCCUGCCAUGCACAAGCAGUGCUGAAGAUAAUAAAUUACAGGGAUGACGACAAGUCAUUCAGCCGGCGAAUCAGCCACUUGUUCUUCCACAAGGAAAACGACUGGGGAUUCUCUAAUUUCAUGGCCUGGAGUGAAGUGACUGAUCCUGAGAAAGGAUUUAUAGAUGAUGACAAAGUCACCUUUGAAGUUUUUGUACAGGCGGAUGCUCCCCAUGGAGUUGCGUGGGACUCAAAGAAGCAUACUGGCUAUGUCGGCUUAAAGAAUCAGGGAGCGACGUGUUACAUGAAUAGCUUGCUGCAGACCUUGUUUUUCACAAAUCAGUUACGAAAGGCUGUGUACAUGAUGCCAACAGAGGGUGAUGAUUCAUCUAAAAGCGUCCCUUUAGCAUUGCAGAGAGUGUUCUAUGAGUUACAGCACAGCGAUAAGCCUGUAGGAACAAAAAAGCUCACAAAGUCAUUUGGGUGGGAAACUUUAGAUAGCUUCAUGCAACACGAUGUUCAAGAACUUUGUCGAGUGUUGCUUGAUAAUGUGGAAAAUAAAAUGAAAGGCACAUGUGUAGAAGGCACCAUUCCCAAGUUAUUCCGAGGCAAAAUGGUGUCUUAUAUUCAGUGCAAAGAAGUAGACUACCGUUCUGAUAGGAGAGAAGAUUAUUAUGAUAUCCAGCUAAGUAUAAAAGGAAAGAAAAACAUAUUUGAAUCAUUUGUGGAUUAUGUGGCAGUAGAACAACUAGACGGUGACAAUAAAUACGACGCUGGGGAGCAUGGCCUGCAGGAAGCAGAGAAGGGCGUGAAGUUCCUGACCUUGCCCCCAGUCUUACACCUGCAGCUCAUGCGGUUCAUGUACGACCCUCAGACGGACCAAAACAUCAAGAUCAAUGACAGGUUUGAGUUUCCAGAACAGUUACCACUUGAUGAAUUUUUGCAAAAAACGGACCCUAAGGACCCUGCAAAUUAUAUUCUCCAUGCAGUCUUGGUUCACAGUGGAGAUAAUCAUGGUGGACAUUACGUGGUUUACCUAAACCCCAAAGGGGAUGGCAAAUGGUGUAAAUUUGAUGAUGACGUGGUAUCCAGGUGUACUAAAGAAGAAGCAAUCGAGCACAAUUAUGGGGGUCAUGAUGACGAUCUAUCUGUUCGACACUGCACAAAUGCCUAUAUGUUAGUGUACAUCAGGGAAUCAAAGCUGAGUGAGGUGUUGCAAGCUGUCACCGACCAUGAUAUUCCUCAGCAGUUGGUGGAACGUUUGCAAGAAGAGAAAAGGAUCGAGGCUCAGAAGCGGAAGGAGCGGCAGGAAGCCCAUCUCUACAUGCAAGUGCAGAUAGUUGCAGAGGACCAGUUUUGUGGCCACCAAGGAAAUGACAUGUACGACGAGGAGAAAGUGAGGUACACCGUGUUCAAGGUUCUGAAGAACUCCUCCCUGGCCGAGUUUGUUCAGAGCCUCUCGCAGACCAUGGGGUUUCCACAAGAUCAGAUUCGAUUAUGGCCUAUGCAAGCAAGGAGUAACGGGACAAAGCGGCCUGCAAUGUUAGAUAAUGAAGCCGACGGCAGCAAAACAAUGAUUGAACUGAGUGAUAAUGAAAACCCUUGGACAAUAUUCCUGGAAACAGUUGACCCUGAGCUGGCUGCUAGUGGAGCAACACUGCCCAAGUUUGAUAAAGAUCAUGAUGUAAUGUUAUUUUUGAAGAUGUAUGAUCCUAAAACACGGAGCUUGAAUUACUGUGGACACAUCUACACACCCAUAUCCUGUAAAAUACGUGACUUGCUCCCGGUUAUGUGUGACAGAGCAGGAUUUAUCCAGGAUACUAGCCUUAUCCUCUAUGAGGAAGUUAAGCCGAAUUUAACAGAGAGAAUUCAGGACUAUGAUGUGUCUCUUGAUAAAGCCCUCGAUGAGCUGAUGGAUGGUGACAUCAUCGUGUUUCAGAAGGAUGACCCGGAAAACGAUAACAGUGAGCUACCCACUGCUAAGGAGUACUUCAGAGACCUCUACCAUCGCGUCGACGUCAUCUUCUGUGACAAAACGAUCCCUAAUGACCCUGGGUUUGUGGUCACCUUAUCAAAUAGGAUGAAUUAUUUUCAGGUUGCAAAGACAGUUGCACAGAGGCUCAACACAGACCCCAUGUUGCUUCAGUUUUUCAAGUCUCAAGGUUAUAGGGACGGCCCCGGUAAUCCCCUUAGGCAUAAUUACGAAGGUACUUUAAGAGAUCUUCUACAAUUCUUCAAGCCAAGACAACCUAAGAAACUUUACUAUCAGCAGCUUAAGAUGAAAAUCACGGACUUUGAGAACAGGAGAAGUUUUAAGUGUAUAUGGUUAAACAGCCAAUUUAGGGAAGAGGAAAUAACACUAUACCCAGACAAGCAUGGCUGUGUCCGGGACCUGUUAGAAGAAUGUAAAAAAGCCGUGGAGCUUGGUGACAAAGCAUCAGGGAGACUUAGGCUGCUAGAAAUUGUGAGCUACAAAAUUAUUGGUGUGCACCAAGAAGAUGAACUAUUAGAGUGCUUAUCUCCUGCAACGAGUCGGACUUUUAGAAUAGAGGAAAUACCUUUGGACCAGGUAGACAUCGAUAAGGAAAACGAGAUGCUAAUCACGGUGGCGCAUUUCCACAAAGAAGUGUUUGGGACAUUCGGAAUUCCGUUUUUGCUGAGGAUACACCAGGGUGAGCAUUUCAGAGAAGUGAUGAAGCGGAUUCAGAGCCUGCUGGAUAUCCAGGAAAAGGAGUUUGAAAAGUUUAAAUUCGCAAUUGUCAUGAUGGGCCGGCACCAGUACAUCAAUGAAGAUGAGUAUGAAGUGAAUUUGAAGGACUUUGAGCCACAACCUGGUAAGAGGCUCUCAGGAGUGGCUGUCCUCUGGUCUGUAGGUCUUGAAACUGUCCAGCCAUUGGGAGGCAGCAGCCAUGGGAUCAGGUCUAUCUCCAAUGGUGCUCUGUUGGGGCUAAGGCAAUGGAGAGACUCUUGGCUUGGCUUUAACAAACGGUUCAUGGCUUGACUGAGUGAGCAGCCACCUCUGUGGGGACUUGUGGAUCUGGUGGCUACUAGAACCCUGGUGUCUUAAUGGUUUGUUCUUUGUCCCUGCCAGGUAACAUGUCUCAUCCUCGGCCUUGGCUAGGGCUUGACCACUUCAACAAAGCCCCAAAGAGGAGUCGCUACACUUACCUAGAAAAGGCAAUUAAAAUCCACAACUGACUUCCUUCCCGUGUCCAAGGCGAGGGACAGUGCGUGGGUGUGUGCCCUUUUUAACAGCCGUAGAACUCUGGUGCACGUGCACUCUACCCGAAGUCUCCAGCAAGAGGGUUUGCUGCCGAUGUUAUUUUAUUUUGUUGAGGCUGUUCAGUUUGGCUUCUCUGUAUCUAUUGACUGCCCUUUUUGAGCAAAAUGAAGGUGUUUUUAUAAAGCUUGGAUGCCAAUGAGAGUUAUUUUAUGGUAACCACAAUGCAAGGCAACCAUCAGCAUCAUGGGAGGAGGAGAGGUUCCUAGGAUGUGAGUCCCCGGCAGGAGGUUAUCUGGUUGGCACAGGCAGCUUGGCCACCUGCCCGGGUCCUGCCACCAGCCCUGCAGCUAGUCAGCUGAUGAAUAUAGGCUCGUCCGAUUUCUUCUUCAGUUAGACUUUGUGACCUGUGUGCCUGUAAAGGCAAACCAGAGAAACAGCCCUAAUCAGUAGCACUCUCCUUCACCAUGUGCGUUGCAGGCCCUCCUGGGGUUCCUCUCCUCAGCUGCCUGGAGUCUUUAAUAACUGUCUCUUCUUCAGCUAGUUCUGUUGGGCAGCCCAUUCACAAAGUGGAUGCACUGAACACGGUCAGUCCUGACAGUUAGAGGUCUUUUUAUACACUGAGAACAUUGUCAGAUACAAUUAAGGUUUACUCUGUUGCCCAUUGGCAAACAUAAUGAUCUGAGCAGGUGAAAAGUCACUCUAGGCUUGUGAGGACAGAGUGUGCAAGCGACCGAGGAGGAGAGCCUUUCAGCAAGAGCGCAUGCUCGCUAGUGGUUAGUAAGCUGUUGACUUUGUAAAAAAGAUAAAAUAAAAAAGGAAAAUGGAAAAUGAAAUUGUAUAUUUAAUGAAUGAAACCUGUACAAUUUGCCCUGGGAGGAGGUUGUUUUCUGUUGGGUGAGUGCAAGUGAACUUGGCCGACUUGGACUCUGCGUAGCUUUACGGGCCCUCUCCUUGUUUCCCUUUCUGUUGGAGCUAUGCCAGCUGCGUGUCUAGUUUGGAGUGCGAGUAGAACGAGCAAGCCACUCUUCUCCCCCCCCACCCCACCCCCAGUGCUUCUGUUUGUUUCUGUAGCAGCAGUGUACACCAAUCCUCCUGUAUAUUGCCUUUUUGCUGGAAAAUGUUGUAUGUUGAAUAAAAUUUUCUAUAAAAA
This is a messenger RNA of Rattus norvegicus (Norway rat), 7503 nucleotides long. NCBI's taxonomy places the organism in Eukaryota, Metazoa, Chordata, Mammalia, Rodentia, Muridae. The record is from RefSeq and is a predicted model, not a curated record.